Geosmithia morbida is the source of this 1677-nucleotide messenger RNA. Its product is annotated as rhomboid-like protein. The record is from RefSeq and is a predicted model, not a curated record. Gene Ontology annotation, molecular function: serine-type endopeptidase activity. The coding region runs from base 1 to 1677 and encodes 558 amino acids. Lineage: Eukaryota; Fungi; Ascomycota; Sordariomycetes; Hypocreales; Bionectriaceae. The transcript has 3 exons. Gene Ontology annotation, cellular component: membrane.
AUGCAGAGCGGCGAGGAGCACGACGACGAGGACGACAUGCCCCUGGCCCACGGCGACGACGCUCCGGCGCCACCGACCGCAGACCCGUCACAUGUCGCAGUCCUGCCCUCCUCCGAGGCGACCAGCCCCUGGGUCCUCCAGCGGCGGGCCUUUUUCGGCGGCGGCAACCGCGUGAUCCGCGACUACGUCGACCUGCCGCGCGACUACAAGGACAGGACGGGGCUGGCGUUCCGCCGGAAGGAGGAUCCGCUGAGCCAGGAAGAGGUCGAGCGCAUAUUCGGCGGCGACAGCCAGCUGCGCCCGGCCAGCGCCAACUACCUCCUCCGGGUGCUCCACGGGCGGCGGGUGGCGGGCACGCUCGACGACCCGACGCUCGCCGUCAACACGAUGCACUACGACGAGGGGGACGUUGCCAGGGCGCUCGCGCACCUCCGCGAGACGGUCAAGGUGGACGAGGUGCUGAAUGCGGGGCUGAGGGCAGAAGACGAGCUGGCGCAGCUGGAGGAGGCGGAGGCGGAGGCGGAGAUGCAGAAGCAGGAGCAGGAACGGAAGCAGGAGCAGGAGCAGGAGCAGGGGCAGGAGCAGCAGGCCAGGGAUGAGGCCGAGGCUGCCGCUGCUGCGGAGGGGCUAGGGGGGAAGAUCGAGGUCGAAUACAGGGAUGACCCGGUGUACGGCCGCAGCCGAUUCGACGCGAUACGCGCGCGGAACGAGGCACGCGACCUGGCGCGGCUCAAGGCCAUGGAGGAGGCGGACAGGAGGCGCGAGGAGGAGGCGCUGCGCAAGGCGGCCGAGCUGGGCGGCACCGGCGUGGUGGUGUACGACCGGAAGGGUCGGGCGGCGCACUCGCUCGUCGAGGUGGGCGAGGGGCAGCGGCCGAUCACGAACCCCAAGAUCGCCGAGUACCACCGGGCGGCCAUGUCGGACGAGGCCGAGCCCGAGGCCAUGAGCCUCUGGCGGCGGGUGUGGCCGUCGGCGGCGGCGUGGCUGCUGGGCGUCGGGCUGAUGGGCAGCCUGACGGUGGUGUACGAGGAGCCGGCGGACCGGCACCGGCUGUUCCCGCAGGUGUCGGCGGCGACGGCGACGGUGGGGGCGCUGGUGGCGGUCAACGUGGCGGUCUGGGUCCUCUGGAGGGUGCCUCCCCUCUGGAGGGUGCUGAACAGGCACAUGAUGCUCGUCGUCGGGCGGCCCCGGCCGCUGUCGCUCCUGACGGCCAACUUCUCGCACAUCGAGCUCGGCCACCUGGCGGUCAACAUGGCGACGCUGGUGGCGGGGGGGAUCCACCUGCACGAGGACCUGGGCCGGAUGGGCUACCUGACGCUGUUCCUGGCCUGCGGGUCGGCCGGGUUCCUGGGCAGCCUGGCGGUGUACGGGGCGCGCGGCAUGCUGCAGGUCUCGUCCAUGGGGUCGUCGGCGGCCAGCAUCGGCGUCCUGGCCGCCUACUUCUGGGAGCACAGGGACGACCGGUUCCGCUUCCUCGGCCUGCCGCAGGACGGCGUCCACGGCAUCGUCUGGUGGGCCCUGCUCGUCGGCUACUACGUCUACGAGGGCCUCUCCGUCUUCGCCCUCCGGAACAGGAGCGACGUGGUCUCGCACUGGGCCGGCCUGAUGGCCGGCAUGGCCGGUAUACAGGUCAUGGACUGGGCUGGCGUGUAUUAUACACGGUCAAUGGGUGUAUGA